GAAAGGUUCUCUCUCUCUCUCUCUGUCUUUCUGUCUCUCUCUGCCAUCUUUUGUCCUCACCACUAUCUGACACACUGCUCCCCUCUAUAUGGCGUAAACUCGAUAGCUGAUAGUGCAAGCAAAGCAAAGCAAGCACCCCCACUUUUUUUUUGGGGGUUCUCUAAUCUGAAUCUCCCUCUCCUAAAACUGAACUGUGCAUUCCUCUUUGUCUGUUAAAAUCUGCUUUUUUGUCCUCCCACACCACCUCUAUAAGCAGCUCCUGUUUAGUGCUUCACUACCAAAAUCCACCUCCAAAGCUCUCUCUCUCUCUCCUUCAUCUUCUACUUCCUUCUAUUACUCUAAUUCUACUCUCUUUUAACCAAAUCAUCUUUUUUCUUUUCUUCUAACCAACCAUGUCUACAACAUAAGGUUUGCUCUAUCUUGUUGUUCUUCUUCAUCUCCAAUUGAGUUUAAUUAAAGAGAAGAAAGCUAGCUAGCUACAAGUCUCCAAGGCUAGGAAAGAAUGGAACUUUCGAGUCAAGAAGGCGAAAUCCCAAUCCCAAUAAACAGCAGUACUACAUAUGGACAUGGUAAUGGUCAUGGUCACGGACUCAUGAUUCACCAUGACCAUAACCACAUUAUAUCCUCCACGGCACCUUCAAAUGGCAUACCUACCAUGCAGCAGGAGGAGGAUCAUGGACUUGGAAGCUACAAGAAAGUAGUUCGGUACAGAGAAUGCCUGAAGAACCAUGCAGCAGCCAUGGGAGGGAAUGCCACUGAUGGGUGUGGUGAGUUCAUGCCAAGUGGAGAAGAAGGGACCAUAGAGGCACUGAACUGCUCUGCCUGUCAUUGCCACAGAAACUUCCACAGAAAGGAAGUGGAGGGUGAGCCUUCAUGUGACUACCACCACCUCAACAUCAACAGAAGAAGACACAUUCUAGGCCCUCACAAGAACCUCCUCCCACCUGAGGCUCUGGGAUACCCUACAGCUGCUAGAAGUGUCCCACCACACCAGAUGAUAAUGCCCUACAACAUUGGAGGAAUUGGGCACCACCUCCCUUCAGAAUCUGAUGAACAAGAAGAUGGUGGUGGUGGUGGUGGAAUGGUGCAGCUUAGUAGUAGACCCAUCAGCUCCCAGCAGCAGCUAGUGAAGAAAAGGUUCAGGACAAAGUUCAGCCAGGAGCAGAAGGACAAAAUGCUCAACUUUGCUGAGAAGGUGGGUUGGAAAAUCCAGAAGCAAGAGGAGUCUGUUGUGCAACAGUUCUGCCAAGAGAUUGGGGUCAAGAGAAGAGUGCUCAAGGUUUGGAUGCAUAACAAUAAGCACAAUCUCGCCAAAAAGAAUCCCCCAACAACUGCUGCACCACCACCACCUUAAUUAUAAUUAUCCUUCCUUCACCCUUUCUGCUUUAUUAUUAUAUAUACUCCAUCCCUACGUAUGAUUAAUUAUUAGCCUAGCCGCAAGUGUUUGUUGACUUUCUUCAUCAAUUCCACUAUAGUAUCUCUCUAAUCAUCAUCUCUUGCAAUAUAAUUCUCUCCUGGCUGAUCUGUUUGAGUUCUCUUUACCUAAGACUAAGAAUAAACCCACCAUUUAGUAGCUCCAUCGAUCUAUAUCAUGUGCUCUAGUUUAGGAAAAUUGCAUUUGCAUUUGCAUUGCGUCAAGUUUUAAUUAGUUUCUGAGUGGUGUUUAAUUCUCUCAUCAACCUAGCUAGCAUUCAAGUGAUGAGGACAUGGAAUCUAUGCAAUGAAUAGACUCUCAGGUACCAUAUGUAUGUAUGUAUUAAUAGAAUUGCAUAGGGUCUUUCUAUGCUACUUUCUCUUUCACCUUACAAAUUCUGCUUCUGUUGUGCUGAUGCCGCUGCUGCUGCUGCUGCUGCAUCAUAUGUAGGACCUUAUGACAUCAUUUUUCAAGCGGUAAAAAAUGAUUUAUUUUCUUGCUC
Glycine soja is the source of this 1916-nucleotide messenger RNA. Its product is annotated as zinc-finger homeodomain protein 4-like. Gene Ontology annotation, biological process: regulation of developmental process; regulation of DNA-templated transcription. Bases 503 to 1354 code for a protein of 283 amino acids. NCBI's taxonomy places the organism in Eukaryota, Viridiplantae, Streptophyta, Magnoliopsida, Fabales, Fabaceae. The record is from RefSeq and is a predicted model, not a curated record. Gene Ontology annotation, molecular function: DNA-binding transcription factor activity; transcription cis-regulatory region binding. The transcript is spliced from 2 exons. Gene Ontology annotation, cellular component: nucleus.